Pseudomyrmex gracilis is the source of this 1655-nucleotide messenger RNA. RefSeq lists its product as uncharacterized. The record is from RefSeq and is a predicted model, not a curated record. The coding region runs from base 129 to 1427 and encodes 432 amino acids. Lineage: Eukaryota; Metazoa; Arthropoda; Insecta; Hymenoptera; Formicidae. The transcript has 4 exons.
UCUCAUUUUUAGUAAUAUUCUGUCCGUUCGACGGAGAGUUUUAAUCAGUUCUUAUUUCAGAUUACUUCAGAUUACAGCUUCCUACGAUUAUUAGUGCUAGUGAAAAAGUUAUUCGAAAUACAUACAAGAUGGGAAAUAGUGAUACAUUUGAUAAUAAUAUUAAAUUCGUAAAUCUAUUCAAAACGUACGCCGGCCAGAAUGAACUUCCGAACGAGUUUGAUACUUGGACCGUAGACAAACAGUACAGCUGGAUAAAGCAGAAUGCGUCGAAAUUCUUUCCAAAUAUACCGCAGUCGUUGUAUAACUUUAUUCCGGGUUUUUUUUGCGAACUUGAUAACACUCCCUCUCUCGCAAUACCCGAUUGGAUGGACUUGGACAAGUAUCGCAGAGGACAACAAUUUGUGCAAAACAAUUACUUCGCAAUUUUUGUGACUAAAAUACUUAGUCUUAUGCAUGUGCGCACUUUUCUCGACGCAGCAAAACCAGUUAUCCUUGGUGGACGGUCACACACUCCAUUUUUAAACUUCAAGAGAUAUCGCUCGACUAUAAAUAAAAUAAUGAAUUGGUAUAAAGGAGAACCUUGGAUUAAAGGAACACAAGCCUACGAAGACAUGCAGGCAACACGUGGAAUGCAUACAGCUGUAAGAAACAAAGUGUCGCGAUUGACUCGCGAAGAACUCGACGCAGCGUGCACAUUCGCGAAUCCAUGGUGUCCGGAUCGUGAAAUACUUCAGAAGGAUUUCGCAGAAUUUUGCCCGUUUGGAAAAACCGGAUGUCCUUACACCGCGAUCACUGAACUAGCAAAGCCAAACAGACCGAUAGAUUUCAAUAACGCUGACAUGGCGGGCGUUCAAGGCGCGAUAAUAUAUCACACCUUGCUUCAUCCAAAACGUGUCGGAAUACAUGACGCGAAUGAUGAGAAUCUCGAAGCCUUCUGUCAUAUGUGGCGAUGCUACGGAUAUUUUCUGGGUAUAAAAGACGAGUACAAUUUUUGUCGUGGAAGUCUCGAAGAAAUAAAACAACGUACACGAGAUUUUUUUCAAUACUGGGUAAUACCAAGUUACAUGGACUUCACACCCGAAUUGGAGCAUAUCGGAAGAUGUUUUACCGAAUCCUUACCCUACUACUUUCCUUUAUUGUAUAUACCUUUCAAGGUAUAUUUAUUAUUCAUUGCAGAUGCAAUAAAUACAAAAAUGACACAUUUACAUGCGUCGCUUAAUUACGUAGAAAGAAUUGUUUACAAAUUCUGGACGUUCCUAUUAUUCCGUGCACUUCAAGUGUCAAUCAUAAGAAUUGUUUUUAAUACGUUUGCGAACAAAUUACUUGAAAAAGCAUUAAACUAUAAACCGGAAAAGCUAGCAGAGCUUCAUGAGAAAUCGAAGAAGAAAGUACCAGAUUUUUUGAUCAAGCGCGUGCAGAUAUCAUAAGAUGAAUGUUUUUGAUCUAUGUAUAUAUAUGUACUAAUUUUGUAUUUUCUAAUAAUUCUAAUAAUAGUUUCUAAUAAUAGUUUUGUAUUUUCUAAUAAUUUCUAAUAAUAUACAUUAAUUUAAUGCAAUAAUUAUUAACGAUCUUUUACAUUUAACUGGCGAUAUGUAUCAAUCUAGACUAUAUAAAUUCGGAAUUUGCAGUUGUGUAACCUUAUAGUUGUAAUAAAU